AAUGAGAGAGAGUGGGAGGCUCAGAGCUUGAGUGAGCGAGCGUGAGAGAGGACGCAGACCCGAUGAGCGAAGGGAAGGGAGAGAAUAAUCUGCAACAGUAGAGGCGCACCGAGCGUAGCGGAGGUAGCGAGAGUGACUCAAAGAGAGAGGGAGAGCUUCGCAUGAGAGGAAUCAAAACGGCACAGACAGAGGGAAAGUAAGUGAGAGCGCGCGUGUGUGUGUGUGUGCGUGUGUGUGCGCGCGCGUGUGUGCAGCGCAGUCUUCGCCGGUCUGCUCGGUUAUCUGUCUCCAUCUGGGUGCCAUCUGUGUCUCUGGCUCUGGCCUUCACCACACCGGAGCUCACAUAUGUGGGAAUGCAAACACAUGCCUGACAUAUGAAGGCGUGGAGUCACAGAAAGGGACAAAAAGCGAAGGAUAAGAAAGCGGUAGCCGGCUACAGCAGCUGACUUUCCCAAAGGACUGAGGAGUGGACUCUACGAGAGAGGAGACAGUAGAGAGAAGAAGAGCCCUGCCAUGCCCGGUUCUCCUGUGGAUGCUAAGACUCAUUCCAGAUCAGCCCCCAGCAGCAGCGCCAGCUCCACUAUGCCACCCCUGCCUUCUGUCAACCCCAGUGGCCCUCGCCCGGGCUCUUUUUCAACCACAGCAUUGACCAACGGGAAUCAUCAUUCCCCACCCACCCUGAACGCCGUGCCAUCUCCACCGCAGCGUUACAGCAACGGACCGUCCUCUUCCUCUUCCUCGUCGCUGGCUAACCAGCAGCUGCCGGCCACCUGUGGGGCUCGCCAGCUGAGCAAGCUCAAACGUUUCCUGACCACGCUGCAGCAGUUUGGCAACGACAUUUCUCCUGAGAUUGGAGACAGCGUCCGAAGCCUAGUCCUGGCCCUCGUGAAUUCAACAGUUACCAUUGAGGAGUUUCAUUCAAGGCUUCAGGAGGCCACCAACUUCCCCCUACGGCCCUUUGUUAUUCCUUUUCUCAAGGCGAACCUUCCGCUGCUGCAGAGGGAGCUGCUCCACUGUGCACGGGCAGCCAAGCAGACCCCGGCUCAGUACCUGUCCCAGCAUGAACACCUCUUGCUAAGCACCACCCUGGCCUCGUCUCCAGACUCCUCCGAGCUGCUGAUGGAGCCUCCAGAGUCUGGGACGAAGAGACACAGCCCCAGCAGGCCCAAAGAGAACGGCUUCCACGAACGUCCGCCCGUGGCCAUGGAGCCCGCCGCCAAACGAAUCUGCACCAUCAGCCCCGCCCCCCGACACAGCCCCGCUCACCCGCUGCCCCUCGCGGCCCAGCUUCACCCGACGCCUCCGCCCUUGCAGCACUACGCCCUGGACGACAUCGCCGCGCCACACAUCCUGCACCGCGAGCACAGCCAGCGCGUGCUGGAGAUCCGCGAGCUCAAAGACAGGCCCAGACUUCCUGGCACUAACGGGGGCUACCGUGAGGAGCCAGUGGACCACAGACUGACAGACAGAGAGUGGGCUGAUGAAUGGAGGCAUCUGGACCAUGUCUUAAACUGCAUAGUGGACAUGGUGGAGAAGACACGGAGGUCAGUGAGCGUGCUCAGACGAUGCCAGGAGUCAGACCGCGAGGAACUCAACUACUGGAGACGGCGCUCGAGUGAGCAGGAGGACCCCCGCAAAGGAGGCUCGGGCUCGGCUCCGUUCUCCAAGACACACAGCCCCCAUUCUGCAGAGUCAGACUCCCAGCGUGACUUCGCUCCGCGGCCAGGCUCAGCAUACGUUACAGAUGAGAUCUGGAGGAAAGCUGAAGAGGCAGUGAAUGAAGUGAAGCGCCAGGCCAUGGACGAGGUCCAGAAAGCGGUGGCAGAGGCAGAGCAGAAGGCGUUCGAGAUGAUUGCUGCCGAGAGGGCUAAGAUGGAAAAGACUCUGGUCGAAGCAAAGCGGAAGGCUCAAGAGGACGCCAUCUUGGUCAUCAACGAACAGGAGGACUCCAGUGAGUGUUGCUGGAAUUGUGGCCGCAAAGCCAGCGAGACGUGCAGCGGCUGCAACGCCGCGCGCUACUGCGGGUCCUUCUGCCAGCACAAAGACUGGGAGAGGCACCACCUCAUCUGCAGCCCAGGACUCCAAGCUCAACCCAAACCGGUUUCUGCCAUCACUGCAAGCAGGGCUGCUGCCGUGGCAACAGCAGCAGCAGCAGCGGCAGCAGCAGCAUCUGGAGUCUCUCCCGUCUCCCUGGCUGGGGUCAAAUCUGCCGACGGUGCGCCCUCAGUCUCCAGUCCAGGCGGGGAGAAGGCCUCGGUCGCCUCUCGCUCCUCCACUCCCUCCACCCCCGCCUCGGCCCCCGAGACCAACGGACACUAGGGUGCGAAGGCCUCCAGUGGUUAACGCGUCACCAAAUCCCUCUCAGUAACGGGGAGGGAUUGAAUCAUCAGCACGAGGGAACUAUUUGUGGGUUAAGUUAGGAUAACAGAUUUUUCAUCAUACUCUUUGGCAGAAAAAAAGGACAGAUUAUGGAUGACUGUUUGAGUGAUAUGUCAACUGGGACUCUGGCUUUGGCAAAGAACAGAAGGACUCGUCUCAGAUGCAUCCAUUGGAUGAGCAGAUCUCCCUAACAGAUGGAAACGCGGUUCUCAGCGUCCAAAACCCCAAAUCUUGGAUCUGCGCGCGGUUGGAAAAAAAAAAAAAUGACGAUUGAUCUCAGUUUAUCUCUGGCUGCAGGGAGAAAGCAAUGAAAGGACGGCAUAUGAGAAAAAAACAGGGGAGAUUAAAAAACAAUGAGGUACAAGAACCCCUCCUUCCUCCCCCCCUCCCACUCCCACCCAUGAACCUCACUUUGUUGUGUAUAAAUUUAAGAAGGGGAGGUGGUGGUAAAUGUAAACAGUGUAAAAGUACCAGCCAUAAAGCAUCUGUCUUUGUCUCGUAGAAACAGUCCGACAAAUAGACCACGUUAAAAUGUGUCUCUAAGUAUUUGCUCGCCAACUUUCUGUCUUGGUUGUCAUGUGUGUGAAUGCGUGUGUCGAAACAGUCGUGCAGUCAGUGAAUAUUGUAAAGCAUAUGAUUAUUUUUGUCAAAGCAAUAUUGAAAUGAAGUGUUCAGGUAUUUCAAGCCGCUUCUGCAUCACCAAAGUUUUCAGUCGCUAAAGAAAGGGAGUCAUUGUCGUCGCCUGUAACCGUCUUUGUGAAAAAGAGAUGAUAAUAAUACGCCCACACAUGCUUUUAGAAUGAGUUGAAAACCGGAACUCUGGUCACUAUUUUUUCAUUUUCUGAUCACCAGACCGAGGGGAAAUGGUGGCAGUGAUUGGAUCAAGUAAGCACAGGAACAUUCAGUCAUGACUUUUUUUUUGUCUAGUUGCAGUUUCAAUUUGGCACUUGUUCACAUCACCAGCUGUGUACAGCAGGGUCCGGUGUUGCUCCAAACCUUCCGCCUCGGCAAUAUUUGCAUCACAUGACAAUGGCGAGGCCCGGGAAGGGAAAUCGGUUUUUACUUUAGUCAAAAUCAUCCGCAGGGAGAAAGGGUCACGUGGAUGCCUACAUUGCCAGGUUGCAGAUGACAGAGCAACGACUCUGUUCCACAGAGAAUCUCAGGAGCUAAACUGUAUUUGUAUGUACAGAUCCUUCUUGUUCUUUUGUCACGGUUUAGGUUGAAGUUAGUGAGGAACGUUGAUUUAUCUGUACUCUGCUGUUACAACUGAGACAUUCUUGUUUUCGUUUGUUGCAAGAUGACUUUGUAAAAAAAAAAAAAAAAAAAACUAUUAAGAGAGAAUGCCUUUAUUUUGUGAUCCACAGUUAUUUUUCCCUCUACAUUCUUUAAACAUGUUCUUUUGUUAUGAGGCAUAACUUCAUAUGAAAAACAUAUCUUGACAUGAAGUAUGAAAUAAAGAAGUAGAAUUACUUCAAAAA
Messenger RNA from Mugil cephalus (flathead mullet), 3857 nucleotides. It is a transcript of the gene cbfa2t2, whose product is annotated as CBFA2/RUNX1 partner transcriptional co-repressor 2. Bases 514 to 2319 code for a protein of 601 amino acids. The record is from RefSeq and is a predicted model, not a curated record. Lineage: Eukaryota; Metazoa; Chordata; Actinopteri; Mugiliformes; Mugilidae. Gene Ontology annotation, molecular function: transcription corepressor activity. The transcript is spliced from 11 exons. Gene Ontology annotation, biological process: negative regulation of DNA-templated transcription; DNA-templated transcription. Gene Ontology annotation, cellular component: nucleus.